CACUCUUUAACCUAUGAAGAGUAUAUAUAUUUUCACCUUUCUUUUUGCCUGUUAUUCUCAAUGUUUACUGGCUUCAUCGCACAAACAUUGUGAAACACGUGAAAACUGAAUAUUAUUUUAACCGUGCGGGCUCUGAGCGGUUUGAUGUACUGUGAUGGAGUCGAUAAACCAGUGUCACUGCUGCCUGCAGCGGCCUCCGGCUAAAUAUUUGAGGACGCCGUACACUCGUCACGGCAUAACGGAGAUAUACUCACUCAUGAUCGAAGAAUGCUUCGUGAUCAAACUGACAUUGGGCAAUGAUGACCAGAGCGGUAUCUGCGAGGAGUGUCUGCGGCUCCUGCGGGAGGCGAGCUCCUUCAAGAUGCAGGUGCUGCGCUGCCAGACCGAGCUGCGGGAGAGGCUCGAGGCAGAACUGAGAGUCAAAGAGGAGAAAAUGGAUGAACCUCUUGAAGAUGACUUGUGCAGUGAGUUUGCCGAGCCUUCUUUACCUUCAGACGAGGUGAGCCUGGACCAGCCUAUUAAAGAGGAGCCCCGAGACGAAUAUAUGUCUCCCCCAGACAAGGAGAGCCCGCCUUGUAAAGAGGAGCCCCGAGACGAAUAUAUGUCACCCCCAGACGAGGUGAGCCCGGGCCCGCCUUGUGAAGAGGAACCGCGAGACGAAUAUAUGUCACGGCGAGACGACGAGGCAGCCACAGCCACUUCUAUUCCUCCAAGAGUUCUAGGGAGAACCGCAAAAUAUUACCGUGAAUACAGGGCGCGAAAGCGAGCAGAGUGGGAAAAAGCGUUGUUGAAUAGAACAUGUGACCCUUCUACUGCUGAUUCUUCUAUUAACGUCGCAAGAUCUGUAGAUAAGAAGAAAGCAGCCACGGAGAAACGGAGAGAGUACCGAGCACGCAGAAAAGCACAAUGUUACCAAUAUUGCAGAGCGGAGCAGGAAAAGUCGUGGACAACUAGUGACACUACUGUUGAUUCUUCUAUUAACGCAGGACCAGUGAAAAAGAAAAGGAAACCAGCCGCGGAAUACCAGAGAGAGUACCGAGCGCGUAUAAAAGCCAAACGGCAAGCUAUAAUAGGCCGAACUGCUGGGCCUUCUGUUGAUCCACAAACGAUUGUUGGGCCGAAGAGUGAUGGCUUUUCACUACCAAAGAAGAAAACACGCGCGGCAUAUCAGCGGGAAUAUAGGGCGAGGAAAAAAGCUCAACGGGAAUCUUCGAGCAUUCAAUUGUCAACUGUGCCACGCACUGUUUAUUUUCUUCACGUUGGUGGCGAACAGGGAUAAGGUCCGCCUGUUGGAAAGCGGUCACCGUAACCACAGUAUAAUGACGACUCAGUGGCAGCGGCGACGCGAUCGGUAUUUGGCUCUCUCGCGCGACACGGCAGCGCGGCCCGUACUGGCGCGACUGGUAUCAUCCGGUUCCGCAUGUACUCGCUGCACCUCGCUGCGUGCGAGCGCUACUCAAGGACAAACCGCGCGGCGCAAAAUUUGUUAGAAGAAUUAUUACUGGUUUUAUACUGUGCCGUCGCCUGCAAGACCUUUCUGGGUUGAUAAGUAACACUGUUACUCAGUGUCGAUAUUUCCUUGUUGAACAGCCGAAGUGUCACUAUCAUGAAAUAUAAUAAAUAAAUAAUGAAAUAUAAGCAAGUGAAUAGUGUACAGCAAUAUAUUUAACUAAGACUAAGUUAUGUUAUUA
Leguminivora glycinivorella is the source of this 1691-nucleotide messenger RNA. RefSeq lists its product as uncharacterized. The record is from RefSeq and is a predicted model, not a curated record. The transcript is spliced from 7 exons. NCBI's taxonomy places the organism in Eukaryota, Metazoa, Arthropoda, Insecta, Lepidoptera, Tortricidae. Gene Ontology annotation, cellular component: nucleus. The coding region runs from base 155 to 1279 and encodes 374 amino acids. Gene Ontology annotation, molecular function: zinc ion binding.